This is a messenger RNA of Cinclus cinclus, 1965 nucleotides long. It is a transcript of the gene DRAP1, whose product is annotated as DR1 associated protein 1. NCBI's taxonomy places the organism in Eukaryota, Metazoa, Chordata, Aves, Passeriformes, Cinclidae. Gene Ontology annotation, cellular component: nucleus; negative cofactor 2 complex. The record is from RefSeq and is a predicted model, not a curated record. Gene Ontology annotation, molecular function: transcription coactivator activity; protein heterodimerization activity; RNA polymerase II general transcription initiation factor activity. The transcript has 7 exons. Gene Ontology annotation, biological process: negative regulation of transcription by RNA polymerase II; transcription by RNA polymerase II; positive regulation of transcription by RNA polymerase II. Bases 985 to 1614 code for a protein of 209 amino acids.
GCUUUCGGGCUUUACUGGGAGUUACUGGGAUGUUCCUAGGGUUUGUUGGGACUUACUGGGAGGCUUUUAGGGGUUACUGGGAGUCACUGGGAGGCUUUUUAGGGGUUACUGGGAGUCACUGGGAGGCUUUUUGGGGGUUACUGGGACUUACUGGGAGGUAUUUAGGCUUUACUGGAAGUCACUGGGGGGCUUUCAGGGGUUACUGGUGGGCAUUGAGAGGUUUGUAGGGAGUGCUGGGGCUUACUGGGAGUCACUGGGACACAACUGGGAGUCACUGGGAAGUCUCUACGGUUAUUGGGGGUUACUGGGACACAACUGGGAGUCACUGGGAAGUCUCUACGGUUAUUGUGGGACACAACUGGGAGCUGUGGGAAUUCUGUACAGUUACUGGGAGGACACCAAGUGCCUCCUGGGGGGUCAAUAGAAGCCAGCAGGGAGUUACUGGGAGCUACUGGGAAACUCCUGAUGAGGUCACUGGGUGCCUUUUGGGGAGGGGGUCCCCCCCGUCGCCCCCCCCCCCCCCCCCCGGGCAAAGCAGCCAAUGGGAGCGUGGCCGCCCCUCCCCCCAGCAUUAACCCCGCCCCCAUCAAAGUGCCUGGGGGGGGAGGGGAAGCCCCGCCCCUCCCCCCCCGGGGUCACCCCAAUAAACAAUCCAAGGCCCGCCUGCGUUUGAUUGACAGCUGAGGGGCGUGGUUUUUAUCGCGAGAGGCGUGGUUUAAAUUCCGGGGGCGUGCCCGCGUUGGCACCGCCUCAGGCGGGGGCGGAGCCCUCUAUCGGAACAGGCGUGGUCUAGUUCCGGAAGGGGCGUGUCCUCGUCCCGGAAGGGGCGGGGCGCGCCGGGGAGGCCGCGGCAGAGCCGAGCGGGGCCGGGGCCGGGGCCGGGAGCGGCCGGAGCGGGGCCGGGAGCGGAGGGGCCGGGGCCGAGCGGGACCGGGCGGGACCCUCCGGGAUCCCCCGGGGCCUCCCGGGAGCAGCGAGGCGGCGAUGCCGAGCAAGAAGAAGAAAUACAACGCGCGCUUCCCGCCGGCGCGGAUCAAGAAGAUCAUGCAGACAGACGAGGAGAUCGGGAAGGUGGCGGCCGCUGUGCCCGUCAUCAUCUCGCGGGCCCUGGAGCUGUUCCUGGAGUCACUGCUGCGCAAGGCCUGUCACGUGACCCAGUCCCGCAACGCCAAGACCAUGACAACGUCACACCUGAAGCAGUGCAUCGAGCUGGAGCAGCAGUUCGACUUCCUCAAGGACCUGGUGGCCGCCGUGCCCGACAUGCAGGGGGACGGUGACGACCCCCACGGCGACGGCGAGCGGGGACCCCGCAGGGGGCGCCGCCCGGGCAGUGGCCGCAAGAACGGGGGACCCGGGGCCAAGGGGACCCCGAAACAGUCUGGGACAGACUCGGAGCAGGAGGAGGACUCUGAGGACAGUGACAGCGACGGGGACGAGGAGACGCCGCAGCACCCCCCGGCCCCGCCCCCACUCACCUUCCCCAGCCCUGGGGUUCCCUUCGCCCCCCUGGGCCCCCCAAGCCUCCCGGGGGGGCUCCCGGGGGGGCUUCCCCCAGCCCCCGGCCCCCCCCGCGCCCGGGAGGAAGAGGAGGAGGAUGAAGAUUACGAUUCCUAGCGACCCCUCCCCAAAUCUUUGCCCGUUUCUCCAGGAUUUUCCCCCAAUCCUGGGUCAGGCGUCACCUCCCAGUGGGGCCUUACUGGGAGCUGGGCCUGGCACCGGUUUGGGGGGGCUGGGGGGUACUGGGAGCACUGGGACCCCCCCCCUCCCUGCCCCACUCAAUUAAUUAUGGCAGUUUUGGGGAAAGGGGGGGGGGGGGGGGCUCAGCCCGGGCUCUGGGAGCCCCCCCGGACACACCUGGGACCCCUUUUUGGGGGUGUAGGGGGGUCGGGGGUGGAUUUUGGGGCUCUUUGGGGGCAUUUGCUGAGUCGGGGGUUUUGUAUCGGCUCAAUAAAGUUUCUGUUUCCA